Molecule: messenger RNA, 550 nt
Organism: Dermacentor silvarum
Lineage: Eukaryota; Metazoa; Arthropoda; Arachnida; Ixodida; Ixodidae
Exons: 4
Coding region: 1-510 (169 amino acids)
Source: RefSeq, a predicted model, not a curated record
AUGUCAGUGCGUUGUUUGGUGACCGUGCCCGACCUACAGGCCAAGCGGUCGUACACGAUAGAAGUCGGCAAGCUGGACGCGCUGAAGGCUGCAAUUUCCACGUGCCCUGUCAUCGGCGACAAGCUCAACUUAUCGACCUGCACAUUCAAGAUUCUGGAACCCCACUUUGGAGAACAAGUUGACCUUGCCCCCGGCGAUGACAUUCAUGAUUUAGCUCGAGUGACGGUGCUGUCAAGCCAACCAUUGGAAACCGAGGCUUCAUCUGCAUUGAGGAAAGAAGAGGACAACGAAAGUGAGACUUCGGUGGCUGCUUCUGUGGGAGCUGGUAGCAGCACAGGCCUGGACUGCUUUGAUCUGCCUUCACGUUCAGAUGAUGAUGGCAACUCAUUUGUAUUUCCGAGCUUUGGCUCGCUUCAUGACGCCAUAGUCAGUAACAGCCCUGUGACCUCAGCUAUGUUUCGGCAAAUCGUGGACUUACUGUUCCAAGCGAUGUUGAAGAUAACAGUGUAAGUAGAAAAGCUACCUGCCUUGCUCUAGAUAUUGAUGGUAG